Messenger RNA from Oryzias melastigma (Indian medaka), 3621 nucleotides. Its product is annotated as NACHT, LRR and PYD domains-containing protein 12-like. The annotation marks the transcript as partial. Lineage: Eukaryota; Metazoa; Chordata; Actinopteri; Beloniformes; Adrianichthyidae. The record is from RefSeq and is a predicted model, not a curated record. Gene Ontology annotation, molecular function: protein binding. The transcript is spliced from 11 exons.
CUGAUGAAGAUCACAGAGAACUUCCUGAGGAGAAUGAAGCAGGAGGAGCUGGCUGAUCGACUGCAGAGCAGUAAGAGGAUUUCUCUGAAGAAGAAGUUCCAGUGUGUGUUUGAGGGAAUCACUAAAGCAGGAAACCCAACCCUUCUGAAUGAGAUCUACACAGAGCUCUACAUCACAGAGGGAGGAACUGGAGAGCUGAAUGAAGAACAUGAGGUCAGACAGAUUGAAGCAGCAUCCAGGAAAGCAGACAGAGCAGAAACCAGCAUCAGACAAGAAGAGCUCUUUCAACUCCCAGCUGGAAGACAAGAACCAAUCAGAACCGUGAUGACAAAGGGAGUGGCUGGCAUCGGGAAAACAGUCUUAACACAGAAGUUCACUCUGGACUGGGCUGAAGGCAAAGCCAACCAGAACAUCCACUUCACAUUUCCAUUCACUUUCAGAGAGCUGAAUGUGCUGAAAGAGGAGAAGUUCAGCUUGGUGGAACUUGUUCAUCACUUCUUCCCUGAAACCAAAGAAGCAGGAAUCUGCAGCUUUGAAGACUUCCAGGUCAUCUUCAUCUUUGAUGGUCUGGAUGAGUGUCGACUUCCUCUGGACUUCCACAAGACUCGGAUCCUAAAUGACCCUAGAAAGUCCACCUCAGUGGGUGAUCUGCUGACAAACCUCAUCAGGGGGAACCUGCUUCCCUCUGCUCGCCUCUGGAUAACCACACGACCUGCAGCAGCCAAUCAGAUCCCUGCUGAGUGUGUUGACAUGGUGACAGAGGUCAGAGGGUUCAAUGAUCCACAGAAGGAGGAGUACUUCAGGAAGAGAUUCAGAGAUGAAGAGCAGGCCAGCAGGAUCAUCUCCCACAUCAAGAGAUCCCGAAGCCUCCACAUCAUGUGCCACAUCCCAGUCUUCUGCUGGAUCACUGCUACAGUUCUGGAGGAUCUGCUGAAGAGCAGAGAGGGAGGAGAGCUGCCCAAGAGCCUGACUGAGAUGUACAUCCACUUCCUGGUGGUUCAGGCCAAAGUCAAGAAGGUCAAGUAUGAUGGAGGAGCUGAGACAGAUCCUCACUGGAGUCCAGAGAGCAGGAAGAUGAUGGAGUCUCUGGGAAAACUGGCUUUUGAGCAGCUGCAGAAAGGAAACCUGAUCUUCUAUGAAUCCGACCUGACAGAGUGUGGCAUCGAUAUCAGAGCAGCCUCAGUGUACUCAGGAGUGUUCACACAGAUCUUUAGAGAGGAGAGAGGCCUGUACCAGGACAAGGUGUUCUGCUUCAUCCAUCUGAGUGUUCAGGAGUUUCUGGCUGCUCUUCAUGUCCACCUGACCUUCAUCACCUCUGGAAUCAACCUCAUGGAGGAAGACCAACAGAAAAAGCUGUGGUUUCCUGUUAUUUUUCAAAACAACUUAGUCGAGUUCUACCAGAGUGCUGUGAACAAGGCCCUAGAGAAUCCAAACGGACGCCUGGACUUGUUCCUCCGCUUCCUCCUGGGUCUUUCACUGCAGACCAAUCAGAAUAUCCUACGAGGUCUGGUGACUCAGACAGGAAGUAGCUCACAGACCAAUAAGAAAACAGUCCAGUUCAUCAAGGAGAAGAUCAAUGAGAAUCUGUCUGCAGAGAAAAGCAUCAACCUGUUCCACUGUCUGAAUGAACUGAAUGAUGGUUCUCUAGUGGAGGAGAUCCAACAGUUACUGAGGUCAGGACGUCUCUCUGCAGAUGAACUGUCUCCUGCUCAGUGGUCUGCUCUGGUCUUCAUCUUACUGUCAUCAGAAAAAGACCUUGAAGAGUUUGACCUUCAGAAAUACUCUGCUUCAGAAGAGACUCUUCUGAGGCUGCUGCCAGUGAUCAAAGCCUCCAACAAAUCUCUACUGAGAGACUGUAAUCUGUCAGAGAGAAGCUGUGCAGCUCUGUCUUCAGUUCUCAGCUCUCAGUCCUCCAGACUCAGAGAUCUGGACCUGAGUUACAACAGGCUGCAGGAUUCAGGAGUGAAGCUGCUGUCUGUUGGACUAAAGAGUUCAAACUGUAAAAUGGAGACUCUCAGGUUGGUCAACUGCAGUCUGUCAGAAAUCAGCUGUGAAGCUCUGUGCUCAGCUCUGAAGUCCAACCCGUCCAAUCUGACAAAACUUGACCUGAGCUUUAACAACCUGCAGGAUUCAGGAUUUCUAUAUUUGUGUGGUUUUCUGGAGAGUCCAGACUGCAGACUGCAGACUCUGAGGUUGGUGAGUUGCCAUUUAUCAGAGAUCAGUUAUAAAGCUCUGGUCUCAGCUCUGAAGUCCAAUCCAUCCAAUCUGACAGAGCUGGACCUGAGUGAAAACAGCCCACAGGGUUUAGGAAUUCUUCAUCUGUGUGGGUUUCUGAAGAGUCCAGACUGCAGACUGCAGACUCUGAGGUUGAAGAACUGUAGUUUGCCGGAAAGAAGUUGUGAAAAUCUGAUCUCAGCUCUGAAUUCUAACCCGUCCAAUCUGACAGAACUGGACCUGAGUGACAACAACCUUCAGAAUUCAGGAUUUUUUUAUCUGUGUGGUUUUCUGGAGAAUCCAAACUGCAGGCUGCAGACUCUGAGAUUGAAAACUUGCAGUUUGUCAGAAAUAAGCUGUGACGCUUUGGGCGCUGCUCUGACGAACAACCCAUGUAAUCUGACAGAACUGGACCUGAGCCAAAACAACCUGCAGGAUUUAGGAGUUUUGUAUGGUUUCCUGGAGAGUGGAGACUGCAGACUGCAGACUCUGAGGUUGGUCAACUGCAGUUUGUCAGAAAUCAGCUGUGAAGCUCUGAGCUCAGCUCUGAAGAACAACCCAUCUAAUCUGAUAGAACUUGACCUGAGCUUCAACAACCUAUGGGAUUCAGGAGUUCUUCAUUUGUGUGGUUUUCUGAAGAGUCAAGACUGCAUACUCCAGAUUCUGAGAUUGUGGAGCUGCAGUUUGUCAAAGAUCAGCUGUACUGCUCUGGUCUCAGCUCUGAAGUCCAACCCAUCCCACCUCACAGAACUGAACCUGAAAGACAACGAUCUUCAGUCUCCAGAUGUUCAGCAGCUCCAGGAUAUGGUGGAGAGUCCAAACUUCAAACUGCAGACUCUGAGAUGGUGGUGAAUCUGAUGUUUGUCCUUUUGGAUCAGAGGGUGCCAUCAUCAUCAUCUGGUCUGCAGAGAUGUUGUUCCUGGAGGUGGAGAGCAGAGUGAUGAUGGAAUCAGAGGAAGUGGAGAUGAGUGUCAGAGCUGCAGCAUGAACUGAUCUGAGAUCAGCUCCACUGUCUCUCUCAGCAUCAAGUGUACAGUUAAUGAAAAAAAAAAAAAAAGUGUACAGUUAAUGUGCUGCAGCUCCCCUGGUGGACUGAUGGAGAACUGCACUUUAUCUAAUUUUUUUUUAACUUGUCCUGUCCAACAGCUGAGCAAACAGAUAAGAGCUCAAUGCCUCUUGUUUUGGACAUAUUUUAUCGUUACAAUGGGUCUUCUGACAUAAGGUGUAUAAUUGUAUAAAACCAUUUUGUAAUUUGGGUUCAGCUUUAUUUUUAUUGGUUAUAUUUGUAUUAUUUUUUGUUGUACUAGAUAGAAAAGAAGAAAGGGGAAGAGAGAAGGGGUACAAGAGAAAGGUGGAAUGAGGGAAAGAAAUAGGAGGAUGAUUACGUAGUAGGAGGGGACUAAUAAA